UACCUGCCUGCCUUGGAAAAAAAGCUAGAAAUCUGCUAAUCCAUUAUAAAUAUUUCUUCCCCUUCGGCCCUUUCCAAAGUCAGCCAGUCAUAUCAAUUUAGCAAUAUGGAAUUACUGCCCAGAGAAUAUGGUUACGUGGCUAUUGUUUUGGUCCUUCAUUGCUUUCUCAAUUUCUGGAUGGCUGCUCAAGUCGGUGCUGCCCGUAAAAAAUACAAAGUGUUCUACCCAACAAUGUAUGCCACAGAAGCUGAGAAUAAGGAUGCCAAACUCUUUAACUGUGUUCAGAGAGGGCACCAACAUUCAUUGGAAACGAUGCCAAUGUUCUUCAUGUUGAUGAUAUUGGGGGGAAUUAGGCAUCCUCUGAUUUGCGCAUCACUUGGAGUUGUUUAUAGCAUUGCUCGCUUUUUCUAUUUCAAAGGUUAUUCCACCGGUGAUCCCUGGAAGAGGUUUACCAUUGGGCGGUACGGUUUCGUAGCAUUUUUGGGGCUUCUGAUUUGCACAAUCUCAUUUGGAGUCAAUAUGAUAAUUGCAUAAACAAGGAUGAGCACGGAAGGGAGAUGUUUUCUUGAGAUUUUGCUGUUUGUAGAAUUUUAAUUUAUAUUUCGACAUUUGCCAUCCUCCUUGUGUUUGUUUAAAAAACUAGUUGGGUCUGUACUUAUCUUAUUAUAGCACCAAGGAAAGUUAUGUAUUGCCAAAAUCUCUUAAAUAAAUUGUUCAUUUAGAGAA
Messenger RNA from Olea europaea var. sylvestris, 726 nucleotides. Its product is annotated as microsomal glutathione S-transferase 3. The transcript is spliced from 4 exons. NCBI's taxonomy places the organism in Eukaryota, Viridiplantae, Streptophyta, Magnoliopsida, Lamiales, Oleaceae. Gene Ontology annotation, molecular function: glutathione peroxidase activity; glutathione transferase activity. Bases 106 to 534 code for a protein of 142 amino acids. The record is from RefSeq and is a predicted model, not a curated record. Gene Ontology annotation, cellular component: nuclear envelope; endoplasmic reticulum; membrane.